Molecule: messenger RNA, 1741 nt
Organism: Plutella xylostella (diamondback moth)
Lineage: Eukaryota; Metazoa; Arthropoda; Insecta; Lepidoptera; Plutellidae
Gene: ND-39
Product: NADH:ubiquinone oxidoreductase subunit 39
Cellular component (GO): mitochondrion
Molecular function (GO): protein-containing complex binding
Source: RefSeq, a predicted model, not a curated record
AGUAUCACAGAAUAAAACAUUUUCCUAGGGCGAUCUUGAUUGUUUCAUUUUCGUCCAAGUCCAACCAAAAUAAAUUUUACAAUUUGUUAAAUACUGGCCUUAAAAUGGCUGCGAUAGCUUUAAAAGGCAAUUUCGCAGCUAAGGCACUACCAAAGAAUGGGUGCCUCAGUAUUGUGUACAUUAAGAGUUCGCCAUACAGCACGGACAGGCCCAACAUUGCGGCGUACAAGCGCGGUACCGGGGGCCGUAGCAGCUUCAACGGAGUAGUCGCCACUGUGUUCGGAUGCACAGGAUUCGUCGGUCGCUAUGUGUGCAACAAACUGGGAAAGCUUGGAACUCAGAUGAUCCUGCCAUACAGGGGUGAUUUCUAUGAUGCCCAAAGACUGAAAGUUUGUGGAGACUUGGGUCAGGUUCUCUUCACCCCCUAUGACAUCCGUGAUGAGGCUUCAAUUGCCAAGGCUGUGAAGCACUCCAAUGUUGUCAUCAAUUUGGUUGGACGAGACUAUGAAACUAAGAACUUCAAGUACCAAGAUGUCCAUGUUGAAGGACCAAGGACUCUUGCUAGGAUUUGCCGUCAAGAGGGUGUGGAGAGGUUCAUUCACCUGUCCUACCUGAAUGCAAGUGAGAACCCGAAGCCUCAUGUGCUGAAGAAACCCUCUCAGUGGAACAUGACCAAGUACCAGGGAGAGUGUGCCAUCCGGGAGGAGUUCCCCACUGCCACCGUCAUCAGAGCCUCGGACAUCUACGGACAGGAAGACCGUUUCCUAAGGACUUUCGCCGCGUUUUGGCGUCGGCAAGGCCACUACAUGCCUCUCUACAAGAACGGCAUGGAGACGGUGAAGCAGCCCGUGUACGUGUCGGACGUGGCGCAGGGCAUCGUCAACGCGGCAAGAGACAUCGACACCCGGUGCAUGACCUACCAGGCCAUUGGGCCCAAGCGCUACCUGCUGGGCGACCUCGUCGACUGGUUCUACGAGCUGAUGCGCAAGGACGCCAAGUGGGGGUACCGCCGCUACGACAUGAAGUGGGACCCCGUGCUGCCCGUCAAGAUCGCCGUCACCAACAUGAUCUCGCCGGCCUGGCCGCUCGGCUUCUUGCACUGGGAGGGGCUUGAGAAGGAGGCGACCACAGACGUGGUGGACCCCGCGCUGCCGACGCUCGAGGACCUCGGGGUCACGCUCACGCACAUGGAGGACCAGGUGCCGUGGGAGCUGCGCCCGUUCCGCGCCUACCAGUACUACAUCGAACACAUGGGCGAGUUCCCCCGACCGCCCAACCCGAAGGUCUACGCCGGAUAAAUUAUGAUUGUAAUUUUUGUCCCCUGAAGGUGAUUUUUCCUGUGGUCUGAUAAGGUUUCUGGGAAAUGAGUAGUAGUCGGAAGACAGCUUUGAUACCAGCUAUUUCUAUUUAUAGUGUCUACUAUGGUUUUUCAUCGCUGUGAAUGGAUUAACCGGCAGCUAUUUUAUUCCCCUGUCAAGUAUUAUCAAAGCAUUCGAAAAAUUCGCCUUUCAAUACUAAAAUACAAUAACCGCUACAUAGGUACUAGCAAUGCUCAGACUAACGUGAUGAAGUCAUGAAUUAUAUUAAUAAAAAAAAAAUCCUUUUUGUGGCGGUUAGGGGAUUAAUUUGGAAGUUUCCGUAAAGCAAUCUGCUUUUAAAAUCAAAAUUCACUCUAGUUUACUAUUUCUUUUUUAUCUAUCUAGAAAUUGUAUUGUAUAAUAAAUUAUGUGAUGUUAAUUUA